Messenger RNA from Drosophila takahashii, 1404 nucleotides. RefSeq names its product lysosomal aspartic protease. Gene Ontology annotation, cellular component: lysosome. NCBI's taxonomy places the organism in Eukaryota, Metazoa, Arthropoda, Insecta, Diptera, Drosophilidae. Gene Ontology annotation, biological process: cell death; proteolysis. Gene Ontology annotation, molecular function: aspartic-type endopeptidase activity. The record is from RefSeq and is a predicted model, not a curated record.
AUGCGUUGCAGGAUUCUAGUGUUGUGUGCAUUAAUUUGCCUUUUCGUUAUUUUGACGGAGGCCAGACAAAGGAAAGCCAAUCGUUCCGGAUCAAGAUCCUUGGCGGCCAGGUAUCAGCGAAGUAAUGUGCGUCAUCAGACUGGAAACAGACUGGCUGUCAGGUCUAGGAAUCUUAAAAAACGCGGACUUAAUUCGGCCAAGAAGAACAGGAGGCGUCGCAAUUUGGCCAGGAAAAACCGGAGGCAACGCAAUUUGGCCAAACGUGAAACCAAGGCCAAGUCGAGUAGCAGCAGUGGUUCGAGUUUUGCCUCUCUACCACUGGAUUUCGAACAGAAUUUCGUGCGAACCACCGACAAUUUGCGAUCCGAAAGGGUAUUUUUGGCAGCUCGUUAUGGUUUUAGUUUUGCCAAGACUUCUGGAUCGACAAUCCUGAAAAACACAGCGAAUAUGGAGUACACCUGCAAGCUGAACAUUGGCACACCGAAGCAAAAGUUCAGAGUACUACCGGAUACGGGCAGUUCGAAUCUUUGGGUGACGGGACCUCAUUGUAAGAGCGAGGCCUGCCGGAAGCACGAGCGUUACUAUCCCAAAAAGUCCAGUACCUUUGUAAAGAACGGAACGAAAUUUGCAAUUCAAUAUGGUGAUGGAGCACUGUCAGGUGUUCUGGCCGAAGACAUUGUGAGAAUUGCUGGACUGGCAGCCCCCAAUCAGACCUUUGCUAUCUCCACCAAGGAACCGGGAGAUACCUUUGAAGCAGCCAAUUUCGAUGGAAUACUGGGUAUGGGCUUUCGGUCCAUCGCCGUGGACAAUGUGCAGCCCCUUGUGCAGAACAUGUGCGCCCAGAAAGUGAUCACCAGCUGUAAGUUUGCCAUUUGCAUGAAGGGCGGUGGCAGUUCGUCGCGCGGUGGAGCUCUGUUCUUCGGGAACACCAGUACCAAGGCUUACAGUGGCUCGAAUAGCUAUACGUACACGCCGGUAACCAAGAAGGGAUACUGGCAAUUCAACCUUCAGAAUAUCUACGUGGGCGACACCAAAGUGAGUGGCUCGGUGCAGGCGAUUGUGGAUUCCGGAACCUCCCUGAUCACCGCCCCAACGGCAAUCUACAAUAAGAUCAACAAGAUCCUCGGUUGCACUGAGACAUCCAGCGGAGAGUGCUAUAUGAAGUGCUCAACGGAAGUGAAAGAAUUCAAAUUUGGCAUCGCGGGCAAGGAGUUUGUCAUUCCGGGCAAGAAGAUGAUGGUGAAGGUGAAGACCAGCAAGGGCAAGACCAUUUGCAUAUCGGCGGUCCAGAAAGUGCAGGGCGAACCGGUGAUCCUGGGCGAUGCCUUCAUCAGGCAUUUCUGCACCAUCUUCGAUUUGGCCAACAGUCGCAUUGGUUUCGCUGCCACUACGUAUUCUACCUAG